Molecule: messenger RNA, 2115 nt
Organism: Fusarium oxysporum Fo47
Lineage: Eukaryota; Fungi; Ascomycota; Sordariomycetes; Hypocreales; Nectriaceae
Product: transcription factor domain-containing protein
Exons: 3
Coding region: 1-2115 (704 amino acids)
Biological process (GO): regulation of DNA-templated transcription; DNA-templated transcription
Molecular function (GO): DNA-binding transcription factor activity, RNA polymerase II-specific; DNA binding; zinc ion binding
Source: RefSeq, a predicted model, not a curated record
AUGAGUAGUUGCGAGCUUUCCGCAAUUCCUGCCAAGGCAGCGAUUAAAGGAAUCGCAACUGAAGACAAAACAGAGACAAAUAUUCACAGCAGCAAGAGCAUCAUCUCAUCAAAACACGGCAAGAGACACUUGGCGCCCGCCAAAGUCAAGAAGCGGGCAGCUUGGGCAUGCAAAUACUGUCGAGCUCGCAAAGUGCGCUGUGACGUCGUGUACGGCUCGCCAUGUCGAAAUUGCAGAUGGGAUAAGAUGGAGUGCAGUAUCCAAGAAACUCGCUGGCAAACAAACCACGUCUUCGUCGCCAACAAAGUCACGGGAGCGGAAGUGCAAAACCGCCCUGUUGCCAGUGUAAUAAACCUCAACGGCGUUGCAGAAGUUCCAAAGUCGACAGAUGCUUCUAUCGGUUCAUUUACUGGCCUUGCUGCAACUAAGGUAUCAAACGAAGCGGCCGCAACCAAGGAAGCAAUCAAGCAUGGUGUACCAAGCCUCGGCGACCAGGUGCCCCCAGGUUUCAAGCCUCUUCCCACAAAGGUUGCCGCUGAAGAUGUAAGAUAUCUCCGGUCCAAGGGCGCUCUGUCGGUGCCAAGUGUGCCGUUACAGAGUGCUUUGCUCCAAGCCUACGUGGAAUAUGUCAACCCGUAUAUGCCUCUGGAGUUGUUUCCAUUCCUGAACGCCAUAAAUGCCGGCGAUGGCCGGGCCGAAAAGGUCAGCCUGCUGAUGUACCAGGCCGUCAUGUUUGCUGCCACGGCAUUUGUCGAUAUAGAGUUGCUGUAUGAUUUCGACUGCGAACCGAAUCAGUUGGUGGUUGUGCAGGCUCUUCUCCUGAUGACAUACUGGUACGAGACAUCAGAAGACAAGAAAGGCGCCUGGCAUUGGAUAGGUGUGGCCAUAUCGCUGGCAUACACCCUGUGCCUCCAUCGAGAUCCGAGCACCACGAGUAUGUCAUCAGCCAGACAGAAGCUGUAUAAACGAAUAUGGUGGUCAUGCUUCAUGCGUGAUCGCCUUAUCGCUCUAGGUAUGCGGCAGCCUAGCCGUAUACACGACAAGGAUUUCGAUGUUCCGAUGCUGGAGGAGAGCGACUUUGACAUUGAGGUCUUUCCUCAGGAUGAUAAUAUUCUUCCAAGACAAUGCGCCGUCGUCCGAGAUCUUACGAUGCAGCACGAGCUUGCGGACUUAUUUAUUGCAAAAGUUCAGCUGUGCAUCUGCAUCGGCCAUGUGCUAAAUUCUAUGUAUUCAGACGAUAUGCGGAAUAAGGUCAUUCCAGAAAACACUACUAACAGCACCUCUAUGCUAUUACCAAAGAAGAAGCUUGAUAAUAUGGAAUGUUUCCUAUCUAUCAAGCUUGAACUUUUGGCUUGGGCUGAGGCCUUACCUCCCUGUUGCCGGUACACCCCUCUAAUUCGGCUCGAUAUAAAGAACAGUAAUGCGACUAUCGCGGUUCAGCGAACCUUGUUACACAUGUUGUACUACACCAUAGACUUGACCUUGCAUCGUCCGCAGCUCUUGCCACCGUCGCCCACCCAGGUCAUGACUAGCCCGAGCGUAGUCCAAGGCGUAUCCCGUCUACAUGUUCGGAACGCCACUAUAUAUAUUACACGGAUGGCAUCGGAGCUACACCAUCUCGGACUUGACAGGUUCCUCCCCGUCACUGGUGUGACAGUAAUCCUGCCCGCCAUGAUGAUGCAACUCCUUGAGAUGAGAAACGCUGCUCCGCAGGCCCGUGUUCUUGCAGCCCGCGGGUUCCAGCAGUGUAUGUGCGUGAUGGAGCAGCUUCGCGAGAUAUACGUUGCUGCAGACGAUAUCGUUGGCUUCCUAGACGCCGCGCUGCGCAAGCUUGGCGUCGACGUCAACGAGCUAGCCGCCAUAGGCGUCACCAACCAAGACCUCGAAUUUACCGAGACCGAUUCUGGCAGGCAAACUCUGCUGGCAGAGCUAAACCUCGACUUGGCCAAGGGUAGUCCUACACCUUCGGCCGUCGCCAUAUCCAAGGAGACCAGCUUCGCGGAUCUCACAUCUUCGAUAGAGCAAGAAGUCAUUGACUGGAACACCGUCACUGGCACCGAGAUUGAUCUAGGCCAGUGGCUGCAGUUCCCGCCUGAGGAGGCUCGACAACAGUAA